AGUACGGAAUAUUCACAAACAUCGGAUGGCCGCGACAUAUCAUGAACGGUGAUUUGUUGAAACUAUAGUUUUAUUACAUUUCGGAAUGUUUAAUAGGAAUAUGUUUUCAGUGUUGUGUUACGUAUUGUGAUAUUGUUACUGUGAACCAAAUUAUACGUUAGUAUUAAACUAUAUGGAAAUGCAAUUUCGACAAGUAUCUUUUGUUUUCUUAAUAUCGCUGACCGCAUGUUUUGCUGUACAAUUUCUCACGAACCCAACGUCAGAAAUGUCAACCGAUGACAAAAGUAUGGAGAAAAGUAAUAAAACUGAGCAGUCCGACGAAAGCGGUCAUGAGAUAGAAAUAGAUGAAGAGUCGAAGGAUAAAAAGUUUUUAGAUUAUGCAAUGAAAACUGUCUUAGAUCCAGACACAGUUAUAAUUAAGCAUGACGAUGUAGAUACUUUUAAGGUUCAAUUAGAGGAGUUGGAUAAAGAAAAUGCAACACUUGAAAUCUUCAUGGAAGAAAUGGAUAAGCUGAGUCUUGAUGUGUGUAAAACAUCUCAAGAAGCUUUGUGGGCAUACGUUACAGAUACAAGUAAUGAUGUAAAGAAAAAUAAAAUGGUCCAAAUAGCCGCCGAGGAGGAUGAUAUCAAACGUCAAUAUUGGAAUAUAAUAAAGAGAAAAUACAAAAAUGAAAUCGAUAAUAAUAACGAUUUAAGAUUGAAAAGAAAACUAAGAAUAAUUAAAGAGAGGGGAACCAAUGUUCAAAUGCCACAGAGUAAACAACGGGAAGAAAUUGAUUUGAUGCAACGCAUUUGGAGUCGAGUUACAGUUUGCGCGUACAAGUCCUCGUGUGACACUGAAGAUUCAUCUCUUACUAUGAAUGACAUCAUAACUUUGUUUAAAACGAGCAACAAUUCAGAAGAACUAAAGUACUACUGGAAAGCAUACAGGGAUGCAACGGGAAAGAAAGUUCGACCGAUAUUUAAAGAUUAUCUCUUACGAAUGAAUACGGCAGCUCAGGAAGAAGGUUUCAAAGAUGCGGGUGAUAUGUGGCGAUAUAACUAUGAAGAUGAUGAUUUUCUUAAUACAGUUGAUAGAUUAUGGACUGAAGUUAAGCCACUGUAUACCUUGUUACACCGUUAUGUACGGGCUAAGUUGGAACAUUUGUACAAACGUGAUCUUCAGAAGAACGAUGGUUUAAUACCAGGACAUAUUUUAGGAAAUCUAUGGGCCCAAGAAUGGCAGGCAAUAUACCCCUUAGUGGUUCCAUACCCUGAUGUCAAACGGGAUAAUUUCACCAAGUUCACAGCUAUGAGUUUAUUUGACUCGGUAGAUGAAUUUUACAUAUCGCUGGGCUUUGAAAGCGCUAAAGAGUCCUACGAAAAUAUCAACGAAGCACCGACCACGGCUAAUUGUCUACCUUCUAGCCAUGACAUGUGCGACGGUGUUAAUUACAGGAUUAAAUGGUGUGGUGAAAAGUUGACCGACCCAGUAGCCGGACUCUCACGCGCAGCACGAUUGUUGGGGCAUGUCCAGUAUUUCCGGCAUUAUAGUAACUUACCGCCAUUAUUUAGAGAUGGUCCGAACCCUGCAUUUCACGACGCCAUAAGCGACAUUGUUGCAGUGCAGCUGGCGUCACCAUGGAUAUUAAACCCUCUAGGAAACUGUGAAGAAUUAAUGAUUAACCAUCUUCUAUGGCUGGCGUUGGAGAAGAUUCCGUUGAUGGGCUACGCUUAUGCCCUUGAUAAAUGGAGAUGGGACGUUUUUGCUAAUAGUACUGAGAACUUGAAUGAACAUUGGUGGAACAUCAGGAUACGAGAGACAAUGAUUUCGCCACCGAGUCCCCGCAAUGAAAGCGAUUUAGAUCCGGCUUCGAAGUAUCAUGUGGUUUCACACGUGCAAUACAUAACGUACCUAAUUUCACACAUACUGGAAUUUCAAAUACUACGAUCUUUAUGUAAAGCAGUGAACCAUACAGGACCACUUCACGAAUGCUCCAUAUACAGAAAUAAGGAAGCGGGAAAACUUCUAAGUAAGGGAAUGUCGCUUGGCGCAAGCGAAGACUGGAGGAGCGUUCUGGAAGCAAUGACCGGUGAAACUGAACUGUCAACUGAAGGGAUCUUGGAAUAUUUCGCUCCCUUACAAUCAUUCUUGACAAAUGAAACUUUAAAAUUCGAAAGGGCUAACGAAGAUUUAGACAAAAGUGCACCUAUUAUAGUCGGUAUCAUUGUUAUUGUCUUAACGGGUUUAAUGUUGUUAUUGUACUGUAUAAAAAAGCGUGAUAAAUUAAGAAAAUUAUUAUCCAUAUGCGGUCUUAGUAAAAAUGGCUCUUUAGAUAUUGUAACUAAUGAAUUAUCCAAUAAUAAAUCAAAUGAAGUCCACGGUAUCAGUGAAGACAAAGUGUGAAAAUAUUGUAUGGGCGAUUCUAUUUUCUUAUGAAAGCGAUUUUUUUUUUGUAUUUUUAAAAUUAACUCCUAUUACACUAUUUCAACUAUAGCAAUGAAUGCUGGUGGAUAAGACAAAUAAAAAUAAUAAGUUUAUUAACAAAGAUAUUAAGAACAUGUAAAUAUAUAUAAAAAAAACCUCUAUUGGGCCAUUGUGUGUGCAUCUAAAAUGUUAAAAAAUUUAGCGUCCAUAUGAUGAGUUAUGAGUGUAUAUUUCAGACUUCAAAUUGUAAUCUUUGGGUCCUUUGAAAUCGGUUAAAAGGCGUUAAAUAUGUAGUUUUUAUACAGGUUAAAUUUUAUUUUAACACACUUAAAACUUUUUAGUAGUUAGUGACUUUUAAAUAAAUAUACUAU
Pieris brassicae (large cabbage white) is the source of this 2778-nucleotide messenger RNA. RefSeq names its product angiotensin-converting enzyme-like. Gene Ontology annotation, cellular component: plasma membrane. Lineage: Eukaryota; Metazoa; Arthropoda; Insecta; Lepidoptera; Pieridae. Gene Ontology annotation, biological process: proteolysis. Gene Ontology annotation, molecular function: metallopeptidase activity; peptidyl-dipeptidase activity. Bases 173 to 2386 code for a protein of 737 amino acids. The record is from RefSeq and is a predicted model, not a curated record. The transcript has 11 exons.